AUCACACAUUAUAAACAUUCAUUAUCUUCAUUUUGAAUUCUCUCGUUCAUUUUUGUUUGUUUGUUUAACAAAACUAAAAACAAUCUACAUUUAUUUGCGCUACAUAAAUUGUGUCUAUACAUAUAAAAUGGCUGACAAUAGUUUUCCAAUAUCAUCAUCCGAUGAUAAUCGAGCUCAAAUAGUAAAACCUCCUGAACAACCACCACCACCACUACAAUCAACCGAUACGCCUGUAUCUGAUUCCGAAUUAGAAACAAAUCUUCAACAAAUUCGUAAUGAUGAUGACAUUAUAUGGCGUGAUUGGUUUUUUAAUAAAAUUGAAAAAAUUCUUGACAUUUCUAACGGAAAUAAUUCAGUUGGUCAACAACAUAAUCAGCCACAAUCAUCAUCCCAACAGCAACCUACAAUUAAAAAUGUUACCGUUAUAUUCGGUCAAGCCGGUAGUGGCAAAACAUUUCUUAUGCAAUUGCUCAGUCAAACAAAACGUUUUCAAAGUCGUGUUUUGAUGUCAUUUUUUUGUAAAUUUACCUCAUCAACACCAAAUGAUUUCAUUCAUUAUUUUGAUCAACAAAUUCAGGAAACAUUUAAUGUUCAAAAAUCAUCAUUAUCAUCAUCAUCAUCUAAAUCACCUAACAAUACAAACACCAUAACUAAUUAUAAUGUUAAUUUUCGUGAAAAUUUACUUAAAUUAUUGAAUAGUUUUGCAAAAGAUAUGACCAUUGUAAAUAAGUAUCAAUUACAAUCGAAACGUUAUCUAUUAUUAAUCGAUUCGAUUGAUUUACGUCCAGAUAUUUGUGAUUUAGUUGCUAGCAAUUUAUAUGCAUUACCUAAUUGGCUACAUGUAAUAAUAACGGCAAGACCAAAACGUUAUCGUGGAAUAACGAAAAUGUUUUCCGGUGCACGUAAAAUUGUCAUUGAUGAUAUAAAAAAAUCCAAUGUCUAUAACGAUAUAAUGGGUUAUCUUUGCAAACAUCAAACAAAACUACAAACACCGACAACAUCAAACGAAUCAUCACAAUCAUCAUCAACAUCAAAACAUUUGUUGAAUAAAAUUGUUCAUAAAAGUAAUGGUUCGAUUUUGUACGUCAAGAUUUUGAUUGAUUGUAUUGUACAAAAAAUUUUCGAUGUUCAACAAUUAGAUUUUGUUGGUGCCACAUUGAAUGGUCUUUAUUUGGCUCUAUUCACUAAUAUGUUUAAUAAUAAUUCCAAAUGGGAAAAUGAAUUCAAAACAAUAUUCUCAUCGAUAGAACGAAUUAAUUCAUUCAAAGUAUCGAUUGCUGAUCUCAUCAUCAAACUUCAAUGUACAGAAGAUACAUUGAGACAGAUAUUAGAUGUUUUGGCUGCACAUCAUUUGAUUUUAUUUGCCGAUAAUAAUGAAUCAAUCAAAUUAAUACAUGGCAGUCUAUUUGAAUGGUUAAGCGAUAUCAAACAUUGUACAGCACGAUUCAUUUGUCGAUCAUAUUUUCCCGAUGCCGAACAAUCACAUUUAUUUAUGAUGAAUCUUAGCGAACAAGUGGCAAAAAAUCGACAGAUAGCAUUGGCUAUUAGUAAUAAAUACAUUCAAGAUAAUGAUGAUUCAAUAAAUGAUAUUUCAGAUGAUAUGUUAUAUGAAAGAGAUCGUUCGGAUUCACAAAUGGGAACAACCAGUGGACAAGCACAAGUAUCGUCAAAUUCAAAUAAUAAAUUAUUUGAACUUCAAACACCAGGCAUUUAUGCCGAAACUGAUUACAGUCAUAUUGAAAAAUUUAAUAAUAAUGAUAAAAAUUUACCAAAAACUAGUUCAUUCGAACAAGAUCAUAGUAAUGAUAAAAAAUAUCAUGGAAAAUUAUCGACAAAAUUCGAUUCAACAUUAGUUCCAAAUGAUCAUCAUCAUAGUAGUUCGUUUAUUAAUUCAACAAACCAGUUGGAAAGUACUACAUCAAAUUCAUUGAAAGAUUGUAAAACUAAACAAUGUUUACCGAUGGCAAUCGAUGAUGAUUGUCUUGUUGACAGUGAUGGUGAUGAACAACAAAAUCCUCUUGUCGAUGAUCAAGAUUUAAGUAAAACAGAAAUAUCCAAAGAAUAUCUAAACAAAUUAUAUCAAAAAUUUGAACAAGCAAUGCAUCUAUGUGAUCUAAAAGCAUUGCGUAGCAUUCUAAGCCGUUAUGGAAAUGUCAUAAUCAAUCAAAAUUUCAUCAAUGGUAAAACGCCAAUGUAUUGGGCGAUUAAAAAAGGCAACAUGAAAUUGGUCGAAUUGUUUCUUGAAUUUAAUGCCGAUGUUAAUGCUGUUUGUGAUCCACAAUGGGGAUAUUCAUCAUUGAUUUUGGCAUUAAUGCAACAUUCGUUUGACAUGUGUGAGUUAUUAUUGGAAAAUGAUGCUGAUGUCGAACUAUUGGAUCGAUAUUCAAUGCCACCAAUUUUACAUGCCAUUUUAGUCAAUUGUUCACCAGAAAUUAUCAAAUUACUUAUGUAUUGGGGAUCGCAUACGGAUUUUAUUGACGAAACUGGUCGAUCAUUAUUGCAUUUUGCUGCUAAUGAACCGAAAACCUGGGGACAGACAAUAAGUUUAUUGCUUACUGUUGGUUGUGAUGAAAUGCAUCGAGACAAUAAUGGUCAAACUGCAUUACAUAUGGCCGCUGCUAAUGGUUCGCUUGAAACUGUUGAAGUUCUUGUGGAAUUUGGUGGCGAUAAAUUGAUUCAUACACAAGAUAAAUCCGGAAAACUCGCAUUACAUGAGGCUGUUGCUAAGAAUAAUUUCGAAGUAUGCGAACCAUUGAUUACACCAAAAUCGAUAAAUCUUAUAGCUCAUAGUGGUAAUUCACCGUUAAGAAUUGCAAUUUUAUCCUAUUACCUUGAUUUGGCUCAAUUAUUGAUCCUUAAAGGUGCCGAUGUGAAUUAUAAAGAUGCUGAUGGACGAUCAAUAAUUUAUUGUGUCGUUGCAUUCACACACAGCACCUUGGAACAAAAAGGACCACCGUUUUUCAAUCUUGCCGCAUUGUACAAAAAUGGACCAGAAGAAUAUCUAGAAACGGCAGUUAAAACGAUUGAAUUUUUAGUUCGAUUUGGUGUUGAUUUAGAAAUCAAAGAUCUUGAAGGACGAACCGCUUUGCAUGUUGCAGCCUGGCAAGGUACAUAUACGUUAGUUGAUUGUUUAAUAAAACUUGGUACGAAUAUUGACGCCAUCGAUGCUGAAGGUAGAACGCCUCUACAUAUGUGUGCUUGGAAUGGUCAUAUUGAAGUGGUUCGAUUAUUGAUUGAAUCCGGCGCUAUAGUCAAUCCAAUAUCAUCGACUCAAGGUGCAUCGCCAUUACUUGUGGCCGCACAACAAGGUCAUUAUGAAACCUGUGUAUAUCUAUUGCAAGCUGGUUGCGAUAUUUCACAUCGAGAUUUUUAUGGCCGAAAUGCUAAAGAUGUUGCAUUAAAUUGUGGUCAUAAAGAAAUUGUACAAUUAAUCGAUUCGUUUGUGGCUACAACAAUCAGCGGUGUUGGCAGUUUGGAACAAAAUCAAUCCAAUAAUGAUCUACCUUUGAUUGGAUCAUUGAAUCAUUCAAAUGAUCAUGAUUCAAUGGCCAUAAAAUAUUCUAAAUAUGAUGCACGAUUCUAUCAAUCGAUCAGUAAUAAUAAUAAUAAUAAUAAUAAUAAUCAAACUUUAGAUAAUAAUAAUGGUAUAAUGGGUUUAGCAAUAAAUAAUACAAAUAGUGUGCCAAACAACAAUAUUAGUAAUAAUAAUAGAAAAGGAGGAAUAAUUGUUGGAUCAAGAAAAGGUAAAAAAACCAGAUCGAUUAGUAAAUUGACCAAAAUGUUACAUUAAUCCAUUCUUUUUUUUCAUUCAUUUAUUCAUUGAUAUAUUCAUAUGCAUUUUUGUAUUUGAUUACACUAAUUUGAUUUCUUUUUCUUUUCUUUU
Dermatophagoides pteronyssinus (European house dust mite) is the source of this 3883-nucleotide messenger RNA. RefSeq lists its product as uncharacterized. Gene Ontology annotation, biological process: RNA processing. NCBI's taxonomy places the organism in Eukaryota, Metazoa, Arthropoda, Arachnida, Sarcoptiformes, Pyroglyphidae. The record is from RefSeq and is a predicted model, not a curated record. Gene Ontology annotation, molecular function: protein binding; RNA nuclease activity; RNA binding.